This is a messenger RNA of Silurus meridionalis, 736 nucleotides long. Its product is annotated as ictacalcin-like. Gene Ontology annotation, molecular function: transition metal ion binding; calcium ion binding. The transcript is spliced from 3 exons. Lineage: Eukaryota; Metazoa; Chordata; Actinopteri; Siluriformes; Siluridae. Bases 162 to 440 code for a protein of 92 amino acids. The record is from RefSeq and is a predicted model, not a curated record.
GAGGGAGGGCUUAAAGGGGAAGAGACCAGUUAGCAGACUUGGGAAAGAGCACAGUCUUUCAGCUGCUGCAUAUAAAGGCUGGUUUACCUCCACUGACUCACUACUUUUUCCUUCUUCAUUUUUGCUGGUCUAGCUUUUUGUCCCAAAACCCAAAGGUCAUCAUGUCUGAUGUGCAGAAAGCCAUGGCAUUGCUCAUCAGUGCCUUUCAUAAAUACUCUGGAAAGGAGGGAGACAAACUUACUCUUUCCAAAGGAGAGCUAAAAGAUCUGCUUACGGCGGAGUUAGGAGACAUCCUUGGGAAAUCCCAAGACAAGACAGCAGUGGACAAGAUUUUUAAAGAUUUGGAUGCAAACGCCGAUGGUGUGGUGGACUUUCAAGAGUAUGUCACCCUGAUUGCCUGCAUUACUAUGAUCUGCAACGAUUUCUUCACCAAAAAAUAAUAGUAAUUGGGGACUCCCCCUUUCCAGCAACAACAGCGCAUACAAAUUAUAUUUUUUUUCCAACAUCUAGAAAGACAUCUUGCAUAAUUAAAUGAAUGAGGCAAAUAAAAGUUUGAAAUAAAUUAUUUUAAUAUGUUAAAAAAAAAAAAUAGGCUGUGUUGGUUAAAUGUCUGCAUAUGUAUAUGCAUGAUCUGAUGUAAACAAAAUGUCAUAAUGCAAAAUUUAAUGAAAAUGUAUUUUCAUGUAAUUGACCAGAGAAGGUGAACUUUUCCAUUAAAGGACUUUUACAAAUAUAA